AUGUUGUCUUCAACGUCAAGGGUCCCGUUAGGUUUUGCCGCGAUUGUUUGCGUUAUCACGAUAGUGCUCCUAGUCUACAACACCGUCUUCAACAUACCUGUUGCUUUCUCGGUAGUAACUUACGGCCAUCACCUCCCUCUCAUAGCGACUUCGAUUGGAGAUCUUGGCUGGGUCACUGAUCCCGUCUUGAACGAUGGGGGCAUCUAUCAUGAUGGUGGAGGCGGUGCUAGUACAAAUGGGUACCAUGUCCAGAUCUUCGCUGACUCGGCUACGAACUCAAGCGGCUUUAAUUUUGUGCACAACUCUGUUGCUUAUUUUGGCUAUAGAGAGCCAGGAAAUCCCAUAAAACAAUAUCAAUUCGGUAUGAAGGGACUAGAAGGCGAAGCCAUAUUUAGCGGCAUUGUACCUGUCGGACCGGAAGGGAAUGAAACUGAUGUUGGCCCUAUAUUUGCCGUCUGGAUGUUGAGCGGUAUGACCCCAAUGCCGGACGGGCAAACUCUUUUGGGAGUAUUCCCGUGUUUGAAUGAAGGGACUAGCACAGACUUCUACAACACGAUGGUGCAGAUGAACGUCACAGACCCCGAGACUAUUGCACCAGGAGAGAGCCCUCCGUUCAAACGCCUCGGUAAUGGAAGACUUUUCUACGCGAACGAGGUAUACUAUGGUACUUUUGCUCUAGAAGUAAAGCCUGAUGGAUAUCUGUAUUUGUACGGCUCCGAUGUGACGGGGAUAAAGUUGGCCAGGACACCAAGUACGCCUAGCAGCAUCGCAGAUCGGAAUCAGUAUACUUAUUAUAACUCUGCGACGAAAUCAUGGCAAAUAGAUCCUCUCACCAAAAAUGAUGCAACAGGAAAUAUCAUCACCUGGAGCGUACCAUUGAUUGUAGAAGGCCCUAAAAAUGGAACUUUACUUGGGCCAAAUGUAGGUGAUGUCUGGUAUGAUAACUACCACAAAACGACAGUGAUGAUGUGGAACGAUGCGGGUAUAGAUGCGACAUUUUGGUUCAGGUACGAAACCUAUGUGGAAAGUGGUGAGGUAGAACGCCCUUGGAGUAAGCCUGUCGCCAUUUGGACACCGCCAAUUCCUCCUGAGUGUGCUGCCGCACCGGAGCUCAAUUUCAAUUACCAAGGUCACGCGCACCCUGGAUGGGAUCCGACGGGCAAGACUCUUUUG
This is a messenger RNA of Lachnellula hyalina, 1173 nucleotides long. RefSeq lists its product as uncharacterized. Lineage: Eukaryota; Fungi; Ascomycota; Leotiomycetes; Helotiales; Lachnaceae. The record is from RefSeq and is a predicted model, not a curated record. The transcript is spliced from 7 exons. The annotation marks the transcript as partial.